Molecule: messenger RNA, 4039 nt
Organism: Morone saxatilis (striped sea-bass)
Lineage: Eukaryota; Metazoa; Chordata; Actinopteri; Moronidae
Gene: snrkb
Product: SNF related kinase b
Biological process (GO): intracellular signal transduction; microtubule cytoskeleton organization; protein phosphorylation
Cellular component (GO): cytoplasm
Molecular function (GO): protein serine/threonine kinase activity; ATP binding; tau-protein kinase activity
Source: RefSeq, a predicted model, not a curated record
CGCGGGAGCGAGUUGGAAUGUAUUGACGUCAGAAGGAAGCUGGACACGCGCGCGCGCGUACGUGUACGCGCAUGCGCGCGCACGGGAUGUUCAGUCUUGUGUUUCUGCGGAGCGGGCGCGCGGGCACACAGCUCGAGACUCUGGUAUGAAUUGAGGAGGACGGUCGCGAGAAAAGUAUGUGCACACAUGGACCGCGAACAUGGAGGAUUGUGAGAGACAACGAGACGGCGGCGCUGUCAGCUGCUGCCACUGAAUCCAGCGGUGACACCAAGUGUGAAGCUGUGCAGUGACAGAAAGAACCGUUAGCUGAGCGGCACGCAGCUGCGGGAUAUCCGCACAACAAUGGCGACUCCCCACCACUGAGGAACUUUGCUGGACUGCACCCCCAUCCUCCCUCUGUCCCCGACACCUUGACACAGCUAUUUCCCGUCUCCUUUUUGCUUUUACCAUCCUCUUGAAGCCUUCAAAACUGCCUCUACCCUCUUCCCUUCCAAAUCCCCUGUUGGUUUCAAACAUGGACUCCUCUGGAGAAAUGACCUCAGCCCAGGAUGGACAUCUCAGCCCCAGGAGCAGCCCCAGCCGCUCUGAUCUCAGCGGACUGUACCAUCUGGGUCGGACGUUGGGCAGGGGGCACUUUGCUGUGGUUAAGCUGGCUCGUCAUGUCAACACCGGGCAACUGGUUGCUGUCAAGAUGAUUGACAAGACAAAACUCGAUGUCAUGGCAACAAGCCACCUCUUACAGGAAGUGAGGUGUAUGAGGCUGGUGCAGCAUCCCAACGUGGUCCGCCUCUACGAGGUCAUCGACACACCCACCACCCUCUACCUGGUCAUGGAGCUGGCCGAGGGGGGCGACCUCUACGACUACAUCCUCCGCCAUGAGGGAGGCGUCGCUGAGGGCACCGCCAAGCGACAUUUCGCCCAGAUUGUGCGCGCUGUGGCGUACUGCCACCAGCUCCACGUGGUGCACCGGGACCUGAAGCCUGAGAAUGUGGUGUUCUUUCCCCAGCAGGGGGCGGUGAAGCUGACAGACUUUGGAUUCAGCAACUUAUUCCAACCCGGGACGAUGUUGGCCACCAGCUGUGGGUCGCUGGCGUACUCCGCUCCAGAGAUCUUGCUGGGAGAAGAGUAUGAUGCUCCGGCUGUGGAUAUCUGGUCUCUUGGGGUGAUCCUGUACAUGUUGGUGUGUGGCGUCCCUCCCUUCCAGGAAACCAACGACAGUGAGACUCUGGUCAUGAUUCUGGACUGUCGCUACUGCGUCCCCGAGCAUGUUUCAGACGACUGCAGAGAUCUGAUCUCCAGGAUGCUCCAGAAGGAUCCGUCCCGCCGCGCCUCGCUCGAGGAAAUCGAGGCUCAUCACUGGCUGCAGGGGCUGGAUAACGCUCUGCUCAGCCCAGAGGCCCCACCACACUGGCUCUCAGGGGCCCUCUCUCCCAGCUCUCCCCGCUCAGGAGUGCCUGAGUGUGGGGACCUGCUCGCGGCGAGGCCUGCCCCUCAGCAGGCUUUCCGUGGACCCUGGCAGCCCAGCCUCAGCUUCACACUCCGUCCACCUCCGGCUGAAGAACCUCCAGUCACAAAGAACCUACCUGCGCUACAGCAGAUCUGUGAGGAAGAGGAGGAGGAGGAGGAGCGGGAGGACGAGGAGGAGGAGGAGGGAAAGGAACCAAAAGAACAAGAAUUAGGAGGCUCACUGGAGAUAAUGGAGGAGGAAGAGGAGCAGAACGAGAUGGUGGAGAUGGAGAUGGAGAAAGAAGGCAGUGGGCGUGUGAUUUCAGACCAGCCAGUCAGUCAUGGAGACCAGCCGGUCACUCAGAGACCUGAGGUCCCACCAUCGUCUCUGCCUGGUCUGGUGGUACCGUGCUGUCAGGGGCAGCCAGACUCCACAAGCCCAGAGGAAGGAAAGGACGAGGAGACAGAACCCAACAACAACACCAACAAACCUCCUCCUCUCCUCCUUGAAUCCUCCGUCCCCGCCAUCCCUGUGUCCUCUGCCACACUCAUCCUGAACGAGAAGGAGGCACAGAAAGCAGGAAGAGAAGGAGAGCAAGACGAGAAAACAGACGAGGGUGGAAGAGAUGACCUCGUAACAGACAGAUCUCAACCCCACAAUGCACUGGGGACCCGGGAUGAGGCUGCCCUGAAGGCAGAGCAGGGGAAACGACAUAGCAUAAAGCUGCGUGAGAGACUUUUUCAGUUCCCUCUGUGUGAGAAAGCUCUGGCCUUCAACAUACCGACAAACAACAAACCCAAGAUCCUGCCGCUGGCUCAGUACAACUGCUGCCAUGUGCUAUAAGUGAAAGCAGCCUGGGUGCUGCUGCGUGGGAUGUGCUACUCACUUGGGACACUGGCUGUUUAGCAGUGGGCAGGUGGCUGGCUACAGAGCACAAACCUUGUGAGGUGGCAAACCCCUGAGCUUCCUGUUGAGCCUUUCUGCUGCAGAGACCUUGAGGCACGAGAGCAAAGGCCCUCAGCAGCCAUUGACAGGAAGGUGUACAGCUUCACACCCACAGACACUCAAUUCUAGUGUUGUUCUGAUGUAAUAAACAUGUGGCGUACAGCACCGUAGUCUGACUUAGUAGAACCUCAUGCAUUUGCUGCUGUGUACAGGAGCAACCGUAGAAUUACAAUGACUAGACAGUGUCCAAUCGGUAGCUUAGAAACAAUACGGGACCUACAGAAAGAGAACGAUGGCUGCAGCAGUUUUUAUUGAAUAAGCUAUAGUCUGUUUUGUUUGUUUAAAAGGUGCCUACAACGAUAAAAUGGGUUUCAUACUGUACAUGGCCACUGUGUCAUUUUGGCUCUGACUGUAAAAAGCUCUAAAAGUCAGAAUGGUCUAGCACUCAGAAAAUCCAUGAUUUCAUAUUUUAUAAUAUAUGAAUUAGAAUAAACUUUGAACCAGCUUCUGCUACAGAGUAGCACUCCUUUCCUCCUACCCUUUGCACAGCCUGCCCUGUUAUUGGUUGAAAAGCUCUACUAUAAGCUCUAUUGAAUAAAGAAAGACUGUUAUGAUAUGAUAUGAUAUGAUAUGAUACUGUGUAGUAUAUGCCUAAGACUGAGAUGAUGAUAUGAUUUUCUGUUCUCUUAAUCCUAAAGUCUUAUUGAUAUGAUGACUUGUCCUAACAUACUGUAUAAUACUGUUGAUAGGAUCAUUGAUUGGGAUGCAGGUCUUCCAUUGUACUUUGAACUCUUUCUUUUUAGCUAUACUGAACAGUUUAAUAUUUGAUCAUAACAGUUUUAUUUUGGAUGCGCAGAUAUGAAGUUCCUUGAUUUUUUUUUAUAACGUGACAAAGAUAUGAAUUCUCUAAAGGGAUAUGUGACUUUGUGCAUGUUAUUACUGUUAUUUAUCACAAUAUACCUCCAUGUGUCUUGGAUCUGACAGGACAUUGCUCUUGUGUAACUGUUAAGUACCUUGAUGUAACCCACUCAACGAUGAAUUGCACACAGUACGACUACUGGUAGUUGGUAGCUUUCCACAAGCAGUAUCCUGGGACUGAUGGGUAGAUUUGUUGGUCAUUUAGACCAAAUGGUAGUCAUAUGUUAUUGUGUAGCGGAGGAGUCCCCCCAUAUGGUUUUAUUUGACUAUAUAAUGCCUCUGUGUGUUUCUGUAUUUUUGCAUACACACUGUAUUUUCCCUCCGUUGAAGCUGGGACGAGAAAUGUAACAUUUUGUAAAGUUAAAGAAGGCCAAAGUUGUACAAUAAGCUACAUGUCUACACCUAUAGGUCACUAACCACAGCUUAUUUCUGUCAGUCACUGCAGUUUCAUGGGUACAACAAAUUGGAUUUUUAACUUGCAACCUGUGGUCCCUGUGAGCGGAUGUCACGUGAAAUCUGAUUAUCACUCACAUUUCAUUAACCAUGGAAGCAUAAAAUCUGUGCAGAAGAGGGAUAAAAUCCCAUUAUUUGUUCCUGUGUGAUUGCAGCCUGUCUCUCCUCAGUGUGUCUGUGUCUACUGACCUGCAUUGUAACUAGGACCACGUCUCUAUGGAGCCAUGAACUUAUUUUUUCUCUAUUUAUUUAUUAAAAUUGAUUAAAUCAACAGCA